CUAUCUCACUUCACUUGUUGAGUCUUCUUACAAUGGGGGACAUUAGCAACAAUAAUGUUGUUUUGUUAGGCUCAGGGUUCAGCAUGUUUGGCAUGAGAGCAAGAAUAGCAUUGGAAGAGAAAGAAAUCAAGUAUGAGUACAAGGAGGAAGAUCUUAUCAACAAGAGCUCCUUGCUCUUAGAAAUGAAUCCAGUUCAAAAGAAAAUCCCAGUUCUUAUACAUAAUGGGAAACCAAUAUGUGAGUCCCUCAUAAUUGUUGAGUAUAUUGAUAUGGUUUGGAACAACAACAAUAAUAAUGCUCCAAUGUUGCUUCCUUUUGAUCCCUAUGACAAAGCUCAAGCCAGAUUCUGGGCUGAUUUUGUAGAUCAGAAGGUGUAUCAUUUUUCUAGGAGAAUAUGGACUAAUUCCAAGGGAGAUGAGCAAGAGUUGGCUAAGAAGGGCUUCAUUGAGAGCUUGAAACAAUUGGAGGAGUUUCUCGGAGACAAGCCUUAUUUUGGAGGGGAGCAAUUUGGGUUUGUUGAUGUUGCUCUCAUCCCUUUCUAUUGCUGGUUUUAUACAUAUGAGAUGUUUGGAAACUUCAAACUUGAGACAUUUUGUCCAAAUAUCAUCUCAUGGGCUAAUAGAUGCAUGAAGAGAAAAAGUGUGUCUAUAACUCUUGCAGAUGGGAAGGAAGUUUAUGAGUCUGUUUUGGAUUACAAGAAUAAGUUUUUGAUGGACUAAGGGAAAGCUCUGGUGAACUCAUGUAUCAAAGUAGAUAGAGCUAAUAAUAUUUGUUUCCCACAA
Molecule: messenger RNA, 782 nt
Organism: Arachis duranensis
Lineage: Eukaryota; Viridiplantae; Streptophyta; Magnoliopsida; Fabales; Fabaceae
Product: probable glutathione S-transferase
Exons: 2
Coding region: 33-719 (228 amino acids)
Biological process (GO): glutathione metabolic process
Cellular component (GO): cytoplasm
Molecular function (GO): glutathione transferase activity
Source: RefSeq, a predicted model, not a curated record